CGCCGUGACAACUAGUGACCACAAAAGCUGUGCUCUUAUUCAAACGAGACUGAAAUUAGGAGAUAUAAUGUUGGCAGCGGCUCAGGAAGCGGCGCUAGCAGGGCAUCAACAGGGCUCCACAAGCGGGGGGCACUCGGGUCGAAGGGGAGCCCAUCGCUUAGCUGAUAGAAUGGGUGGCCCAAAGAAAGACGACACACCACCCGGUGGUGGUCCAACAUCAUUAUUUAUCCUCACCGAGGAUAAUCCAAUUAGAAAAUACACACGAUUCAUCAUUGAAUGGCCGCCCUUCGAGUAUGCUGUGUUAUUGACAAUCAUUGCCAACUGUGUUGUGUUGGCUUUAGAAGAACAUUUGCCUGGGAGUGAUAAAACAGUAUUGGCGCUGAAACUGGAAAAAACGGAGACCUAUUUUUUAUGCAUUUUCUGUGUAGAAGCAUCGCUCAAGAUCCUUGCCCUAGGGCUUGUUCUGCAUAAACACUCCUACCUCAGGAAUAUUUGGAACAUCAUGGAUUUUAUCGUCGUAGUAACGGGAUUUAUGGCACUGCUCCCACAAAAAUGGAUUGAGGUAGAUCUAAAAACAUUAAGGGCUAUACGUGUGCUAAGGCCCUUAAAAUUAGUCUCUGGAAUUCCUAGUCUACAAGUAGUUUUAAAAUCCAUUAUAAAGGCUAUGGCGCCGUUGCUUCAAAUUGGACUUUUAGUCUUGUUUGCGAUCGUUAUAUUUGCAAUCAUCGGACUCGAGUUCUAUUCGGGUGCCCUGCAUAAAACUUGUUAUAGUUUGGAAGAUCUAAGAAGGUCCGUUAAGGAAGGCGAAUCAGAGACGCCCUGCUACUCGGAUAAUGCGUCGAUGAAAGCGGCUGGUUCUUUCUCAUGUGAUUAUAACACGAGUAUGUGUUUGGAUAAAUGGGAAGGGCCAAAUUGGGGCAUUACUAGUUUUGAUAAUAUCGGCUUUGCCAUGUUGACUGUGUUCCAAUGUAUCACAAUGGAGGGCUGGACAGCAAUACUGUAUUGGACCAACGACGCUUUAGGUUCAGCAUUUAAUUGGAUAUAUUUCGUGCCUCUUAUAGUUAUAGGCUCAUUUUUUAUGCUCAACUUAGUUCUCGGUGUCCUUAGCGGUGAGUUUUCGAAUGAACGUAAUCGUGUCGAACGUCGCAUGGAGUUUCAAAAAUGCCGUUUUCGCACCAUGUUUCAAACUGCCAUGGUUUCAUAUCUCGAUUGGAUAACACAAGCAGAGGAAGUGAUCUUAGCCGAAGAGCGUACAACUGAGGCGGAAAAAAUGCACAUAAUGGAAGCACGGAGAAGAAAUGCGGCGAAGCGUAAAAAACUGAAAAGCUUAGGCAAAUCGAAGUCAACUGACACAGAGGAGGAGGACGGUGAAGAAGACUACGGGGACGAUGAGGGUGGUGAAAAGGGCGAUGAAGGAUAUCUAAAAUCACGCCCUAAACCUCAAGGCAGCUGUACGGGCUUUUGGCGGGCCGAAAAGCGCUUCCGCUUCUGGAUACGACACACUGUGAAGACACAAUGGUUCUAUUGGUUUGUCAUCGUACUCGUAUUCCUGAACACUAUGUGCGUCGCAGUAGAGCACUAUGAUCAACCACAGUUUUUAACAGAUUUUUUAUAUGUUGCUGAAUAUGUCUUUUUGGGUCUAUUCAUGUCGGAGAUGUUCAUCAAGAUGUAUGCGCUGGGACCGCACACCUAUUUCGAAUCGUCGUUUAAUCGAUUCGAUUGUGUCGUCAUUAGUGGUUCGAUAUUCGAAGUUAUAUGGUCCGAAGUGAAAAGCGGUUCAUUCGGUUUAUCCGUAUUGCGAGCGCUUCGUUUACUUCGUAUCUUCAAAGUGACCAAAUAUUGGUCAUCCUUGCGAAAUCUUGUGAUUUCGUUGUUGAACUCGAUGAGAUCCAUCAUUUCACUGUUGUUCCUGCUCUUCUUAUUCAUUCUAAUAUUUGCACUACUUGGCAUGCAAUUGUUUGGCGGGCAAUUUAGUUUUAAAAGCGGUACCCCCGAAACAAAUUUCAACACAUUCCCCAUAGCCUUACUUACAGUCUUUCAAAUUCUAACCGGUGAAGAUUGGAAUGAAGUCAUGUAUCAGGGAAUUAAAUCACAAGGUGGCUAUAAGAAAGGAAUGAUUUAUUCUGUAUACUUUAUCGUUUUGGUACUCUUCGGUAAUUAUACACUGUUAAACGUAUUCUUGGCUAUCGCUGUCGAUAAUUUAGCGAAUGCCCAAGAACUGACAGCUGCCGAAGAGGAGCAAGUCGAGGAAGAUAAGGAGAAGCAAUUGCAGGAGCUUGAAAAGGAAAUGGAGGCGCUUCAAGCAGAUGGCGUUCACGUAGAGAACGGUGACGGCGCAUCCAUACCGAAUAAGGCAAAGAGUAAAAAGAAAGAAGACGAAAAGAAGGAGGAAGAAGAAGUGACGGAGGGUCCAAAACCAAUGUUGCCAUAUUCAUCUAUGUUUAUACUAUCACCAACGAACCCUAUACGCCGCGGCGCACAUUGGGUUGUUAAUUUGCGAUAUUUUGAUUUUUUCAUAAUGAUCGUCAUCUCAUUGUCAUCGAUAGCGUUAGCAGCCGAAGAUCCUGUUCGUGAGCAUUCGUCACGAAACGAAAUCUUAAAUUAUUUCGAUUAUGCAUUUACCGGCGUAUUCACAAUAGAAAUGUUACUAAAAAUUGUAGAUUUAGGCGUUAUAUUACAUCCAGGCAGCUAUUUAAGAGAAUUCUGGAAUAUUAUGGAUGCUGUGGUCGUUGUAUGCGCUGCUGUUAGUUUCGGUUUCGAUAUGAGCGGUAGCAGCGCUGGACAAAAUUUAUCAACCAUCAAAUCGUUGCGCGUACUGCGCGUCCUGCGACCAUUGAAAACCAUCAAGCGUGUACCAAAAUUGAAAGCCGUCUUCGACUGCGUAGUGAAUUCAUUGAAAAAUGUUGUUAACAUUCUAAUCGUGUACAUAUUAUUUCAAUUUAUAUUUUCCGUAAUUGGUGUACAAUUGUUCAAUGGGAAAUUUUUUUAUUGUACGGACGAAAGUAAACAUUCUUCCGAAGAGUGCCAGGGUUACUAUUUUAAAUAUGAGGAGGACGAGUUACUUCCAAAGCAGGAGGAGCGCAUUUGGCGGCCGCGUAGUUUUCACUACGACAACGUGGCGGCGGCAAUGCUGACACUUUUCGCGGUACAGACCGGCGAAGGAUGGCCACAAGUUCUACAACACUCAAUGGCUGCAACAUAUGAAGAUAGGGGUCCCAUACAAAAUUUCCGGAUCGAAAUGUCCAUAUUUUAUAUUGUGUAUUUCAUUGUAUUUCCAUUCUUCUUCGUGAAUAUAUUCGUGGCCUUGAUUAUCAUAACAUUUCAAGAGCAAGGCGAGGCUGAGUUGCAAGAUGGUGAAAUUGAUAAAAACCAGAAAUCCUGCAUAGAUUUCACAAUAGGCGCGCGGCCGCUCGAACGGUAUAUGCCCAAAAAUCGAAACACGUUCAAGUACAAAGUCUGGCGCAUUGUAGUCUCGACGCCAUUCGAAUAUUUUAUAAUGAUGCUAAUUGUGUUCAAUACUUUACUGCUUAUGAUGAAGUAUCAUAACCAAGGUGAAAUGUAUGAGAAAUCACUUAAAUAUAUCAACAUGGGAUUCACGGGGAUGUUCAGCGUUGAGACCGUACUGAAAAUCAUUGGAUUUGGCGUUAAGAAUUUCUUCAAGGAUCCCUGGAACAUUUUUGAUCUGAUCACCGUUGUGGGUAGUAUUGUCGAUGCGCUUUGGAUGGAGUUCGGGUCGAACUCAAUCAACGUUGGCUUCCUGCGUUUAUUUCGUGCGGCGCGUCUCAUUAAAUUACUCCGUCAAGGAUACACGAUACGAAUCCUGUUGUGGACAUUUGUACAAUCGUUCAAAGCACUUCCAUAUGUCUGUUUGUUAAUAGCCAUGCUCUUUUUUAUUUAUGCUAUUAUUGGAAUGCAGGUGUUUGGGAAUAUCAAACUAGAUACAAUGGAUAAUACCAUUACUAGGCACAACAACUUCCAAUCAUUUAUACAAGGCGUCAUGUUGCUAUUCAGAUGUGCAACUGGCGAGGCGUGGCCGAACAUUAUGCUGGCGUGCCUUAAGGGGAGGCCAUGCGAUGAAGAGGCCGACAAGGGCAACGAAACAUGCGGGUCAACGCUGGCAUAUGCAUAUUUUGUAUCAUUUAUAUUCUUUUGCUCAUUCCUCAUGUUGAAUUUAUUCGUUGCCGUUAUUAUGGAUAAUUUUGAUUAUCUUACAAGAGACUCCAGUAUAUUGGGUGCCCAUCAUUUGGACGAGUUCGUUCGUAUAUGGGCUGAAUAUGAUCCAAAUGCGACUGGUAGAAUACAUCAUACGGAAAUGUAUGAUAUGUUAAAAAAUAUGGAUCCUCCGUUGGGGUUCGGUAACAAAUGUCCCAAUCGCCUCGCCUAUAAGAAACUAAUACGUAUGAAUAUGCCGUUAGAUGACGAAAUGAGAGUACAAUUUACAACGACGCUUUUUGCGUUGAUACGCGAAAAUUUGAGCAUUAAGAUGCGAUCUGCGGAGGAAAUGGAUCAAGCGGAUAUGGAACUUAGGGAAACUAUAACGAAUAUUUGGCCUUUGCAAGCGAAGAAAAUGUUAGAUUUGCUUGUACCACCCAUAGACCAACUGAAUAAAGGAAAGUUGUCAGUUGGCAAAGUGUAUGCCGGUCAAUUGAUAUUGGAGUCGUGGCGUACGACGCGGUUCGGACAAAUCGAUUCUGGCAUGCCGCGGAAAAAGCGCCACACUGAAGACGAAGAACGCUUACCAAGCCCAACAGCCGACGAUCAGCCGAUGCUGGAGCUGCAGGAUGCCUCGAGACAUCCAUCGCAGGAAUCCUUAACCGGUGCCGAUGCUGGUCAUUUACAUCCUGGUCACGCGUAUCACAAUGGUCAUCAUCGUCGUUCGCCAAGUUUAAGACAUAACGGAUCUCCAUUGGCCAGAUCUCCAAGUCCUAGACGGCGAGGCCAUCAAUACAUACAUCAUGAUAUUGGGUUCUCCGAUACCGUAUCUAAUGUUGUAGAGAUGGUCAAGGAGACCCGUCAUCCUAGGCACGGAUAUGGACAUCCGCGUUAUCCAAGAGGUUCAUGGUCAGCAUCGACAAGUCCGGCCCGUUCGCCCUCGCCUUCUCGUUAUGGUGGCCAUUAUUCGCGCAGUAGGCGUACAGAACUGCCUUUUCCCACAUAUGGGACAACAAGUCUAUGUCAAAGAUCACGUUCGCCGAGUCCCGCUCGACUUCAGGAGAUGCGUGAACGAGAUAGACUUGGUUAUGGGAUUGAUAUGGGUGGUACUCAUGUUCAGUACAGUUACCCAACGCUGGCAUCGCGACGUGCUGGCAUGGGUCGACGUCUACCACCGACACCAAGUAAACCAUCAACACUACAGCUGAAGCCAACAAAUAUUAAUUUUCCAAAACUUAACGCAAGUCCGACACAUACACAUCACUCGACACCCCAUAGUGUUCAUUCUUUGCCACACCACCGUGAUCUGCUGCGGGAUCGUGCGAUGUACCGCGACCUCUAUAGCAGUAGAGAACGCGAUCGUGAUCGAGAGCGAUAUCGAGAUCACCUUCGCGACUACGAUAUGCGGUAUGAGUAUCGGGAUCAUGAACGUGAACUCUAUGAGAGAGAGCGUGAUCGUCAAAGGGAUUUCGAAAGAGAAAGACUGGAAUAUAUAGCGCCGCUGUCGUUUGAACAAGCGCUCGCUAUGGGCAGAACGGGUCGUGUACUGCCUUCACCCGUUCUAAAUGGCUAUAAGCCAAAAGGUGGCUUACACGCCCGACAUUCGGAUUCGGACGAGGAGGACUGGUGCUAGCAAAGGCUUUGAU
This is a messenger RNA of Bactrocera latifrons, 5798 nucleotides long. It is a transcript of the gene cac, whose product is annotated as voltage-dependent calcium channel type A subunit alpha-1. Gene Ontology annotation, biological process: calcium ion import across plasma membrane; chemical synaptic transmission. The transcript has 32 exons. Gene Ontology annotation, cellular component: voltage-gated calcium channel complex; membrane. Lineage: Eukaryota; Metazoa; Arthropoda; Insecta; Diptera; Tephritidae. The record is from RefSeq and is a predicted model, not a curated record. Bases 68 to 5785 code for a protein of 1905 amino acids. Gene Ontology annotation, molecular function: calcium ion binding; high voltage-gated calcium channel activity.